This is a messenger RNA of Cylicocyclus nassatus, 873 nucleotides long. The record is from the annotation of a GenBank genome assembly. Lineage: Eukaryota; Metazoa; Nematoda; Chromadorea; Rhabditida; Strongylidae.
AUGACUGCGCGGAGGUUUCGCAAAAGAGGCGAAGUUACCUCCUACUUCGUAAUUGCUUUCUUUAUCGGUUUCAGCGCUGGUCUUAUUGUGCUUAUAGUGCAGAGUGAGCCGUCGUAUGUGUUUAAACCUCCUAACAAUCUUUCAAUGUACGCGGAGGGACUUCACGCUAGAAGCCCCGCUGGCCUUCUACAACAGCUCGUAAAUCUACACUGCGUUCUCGUUAUAACAAAGAAAGAGAAAGAUCCUUCGACAGAGGUGAAUGAAGCAAGGAUGACCUGGGCAAGCAGAUGCAAUUCGUUUUCGGUCACAAAUUCAAGCACCGCAAAGCCUUGGAUGAGUUCAGUUCUUGAAUCACUCACCUAUUACGGGGAGGCUGACUGGUUCUUACUAACCGAAGAUAUGACCUACGUCAUACCCGAAAAUGUGCGACUGUUCCUUUUGCCGUUUGCGAUGGAUAGCGCGAAGGCUCUAGUUUUUGGCAGUAAAACUGAGGAUAGUAUUUGGCCGUGUGUGCUGUUGUCAAAGGGAGCAGUGAGACGGAUGGGACAAGAGCUGCGGCAUACUCAAGUAUGCGGAAGUAAUAGUGACACAUCAGUAAAAUCUCUUCUGCUGUGCUUACGGUAUUUUAAAAUGGAAAUUCUCGACACAAGAGAUCGUCUGGGAAGGCACAGGAUCAUUCCAUAUCCUCCUAGUGAACUUUUGGAUGAAAAAACUGCAAUGGCCAGCGAAUACUCUCAUCUAGUCUACCCAAUCUUAUCCGGCCAAAGAUGUUGUUCUCCGUCCGCUUUUGCUAUAUCAAAUCUCAACGUCUACUAUUAUAGGUACACACACAAGGAGCUGAGUUCAACUACAGUCGAAUGUCUACAGAAAUAG